Molecule: messenger RNA, 2523 nt
Organism: Durusdinium trenchii
Lineage: Eukaryota; Dinophyceae; Suessiales; Symbiodiniaceae
Source: the annotation of a GenBank genome assembly
AUGGUGUCGUGGUGCGUGAGCCUGGUCUAUGGCUUCCCAGCCUUUGGCUUUGGUGCGGCCACAGUGAUGAUCAGCCUCUUUCUACCGGCGCUCUACGUGGAUCGCCUGGGCGUUCCCUUGAGCCACAUUGGCUUCGUGACCACGGCGGUGCAGCUCUUCGACGCCGUCACCGACCCGCUGAUGGGAUACCUCUCGGAUCGUGCCCAGUUCUCCUCGGGGCGUCGGAGGCGAAUCUGCAACCCGCGCCGGUGCCUGCGUGUCGCACGCGCGCUCCUCCGUGGCGUUCCCCUGGCAGGGCUCACCGCCGUCCUGGCCGUAAAGCCCAAGCAAAGGCCUUUCAUGUUGCUGGGGUCCUGGUCCUUGGCGGCCAGCUUUGUGGCACUCUUCGCGCCACCCAAAGAAGGUGCUGGAACCGCCUUAGCCUGGGCAACGACCUUCGCGCUGCUGACACAGUUGGGCCUCACCUGCGCACGAGUUCCGUGGCUGGCGUGGGGCAUUGAGCUCACGAAUGAGUACGACAAGAAGACCCGCCUGGCGCCUGGUGCUGUUUCAGCCAUGAACAGUCGACGGUUUGCCCGUUUACCCCGAGAAAGGGAGAUGGCCAUAGAAGAGAGAAACCCUAGCCUUCGGUUCGACCGAAGGCUCAUCGGUUUGGUGAUGUUUGGUGCCUAUAGGUCCGCGUGGUCCGCGCGUUCGGUGCUGAGCGCAGAGGUGUGCGGAUCGAUUAUCCUUUGGUUUCUGAUCCCCAUCUUCUGGGACUGGACCUUUGAUUCUCCCAGCUUCCUGCGCCGUGCGAGCACAGGCGCCACCAUCUUCCUCAUGGCUGCAGCCUUCAACUUCUACUUCGACGGCACUCGCUUCACAUGGAAGAUGUGGAUGGAUGUGGUCGCCGUCUUCGUGAUGAUGAGUGUUUAUGCAACCCGCGCAUACUACCAGCCACAGAAGAUCCUACUCAUCGGCGUCCUCUUCAUCAGCGUCACAGGCUUUUUCGCCUUGAAUGGUGUGCAGAUCAACUGGUCAAAAGGCAUGGCGAACGUUGGAUUGGAUUGGAUCCUCAGCUUCAUGUCCUACCGCUGGUCGGGGAUCUUGGCUUGUUUGACCAUUGCCUCUGGAGACAGUUCUCAUCCGGUCACCCUGACUCAGGUCGUCGUACUGACGGUGAUUUACUACGCGCAUUCCUUGUUCAUGUGGCAUCAAGCGAGCAUCUUGAACGUGGAGAGGAAGCAGGGCGGACUCACUCGUGCCUGGCCCAGGAAGCUUUAUUGGACACUGGAGACUGCCUUGAUGGUCAUCCUGUGUUGCCUGUGGCUGGGCGACGUUCCGGUGCCAAAGCCGCCAUUUGAUCUCUUCGGUUCAGGAAAAGCGGUGUCCGACCCGGGCAUGAAGACUCCAGGUGACGGCGGUCCGAAGCCGACCAAACAUCAGGAAUGCGCCACGCCCCUCCCGCCGCAGCCUGACACCUCGGGUGGACACGCCGUCCACCGCCCCUCGACAACUGCAUCGAUCUUUGCAAAAGCGCCAGCUGAGGUACGUCUUCGGGAGCUUGGCUGCCGCAGUGCUUCCACUGGCGACUUGGGCGAGAUCGUCGCGCUGGAGAGCAUGGAGGUCUUUAGCCGAUUGACCUUAAUGGCCAGUGUUUGGGCGGUGGCGAUGGCAGUGCAUGGUACCUGGUGCUUCUGCACCGUGCCCGACACCGCGCCGACCUCCGUGACGAGCGCGACGACCUCCGCGACGGUCGCGAGACCGACGUCGAAGACCUGGAGCUUUCUGCGGCACGUCCUCGAGGUGCGCGCCGCCUGGAGCCUUUGGUUGGCCACGGUGCUGAUGUCCAUGGCUGUGGUGAGCAAUGCGUUGCUCUAUCCUUUCUUUGUGAAAUACGUACUCAGGGAGGAGGGCGGCUUGUCAACGCUCUUGGGGCUCUACAUUCUGCUGGGCGCCGUGGGCGUCCCCCUCUGGGCCUUCGCCAGCCACCGCUUCGACAAGCGACGGACCUUGGCGCAGGCGACGCUCCUGCAGGGUUUGGCUCUCUUGGUGGUCUUCCUCUUCGUGGAGCAAGGCGCCGUUCCGAUCUACUCGACCUGCAUCGUCCUGGCAGGUCUCUCCUUCGGCGGCGUCCCCGUGCUCCGCUUCUCGAUGCUCGCGGACGUGGCGGAUCUGGCGCAGCUGCGCAGCGGCGGGAAGCGCGACGAAGGCAAACUCGUGGCACUCUUUGACAUCUCCAGCAAGUUGGCCGCUUCGGCGCUGGUCGCCCUGGGCUUCGCGGUGAUCGACCUCUCGGGGUACCAGGCAGGGCAGCCUGAUGAGGAACAAGGCCCUGCCUCAAGACUGGCCAUUCGUAUUUUUUACGCGCUGGUCCCGGCUUUGCUGGCAAUGCUCUCAGCGCUGGUGGUCUUUUGCUUGUAUCCCCUGGACCGGCAGCAGCACACGGAGAUCCUGUCGGAGCUGAGCCGCCCCACAGACGCCGACGCCGCCAUCGUCGGAAAGCCGAUGAAAGCGAUGAACGCAGGCGGCGCGAUGGAGUGA